This is a messenger RNA of Lymnaea stagnalis (great pond snail), 6003 nucleotides long. The record is from the annotation of a GenBank genome assembly. NCBI's taxonomy places the organism in Eukaryota, Metazoa, Mollusca, Gastropoda, Lymnaeidae.
AUAAAACAAUCGCGACAAUUUAAGAAGCCCUGUAAUUAUGGACCAAUGAAUGCUGAGAUAUAACGCUAACACAUUAACAUACACACUGAUAUCUUUACAGCGAUCUGAUUUAUUGGUCACGUGUUUACAUCGCUGUACCCUUUCGAUGAUACCGAAACAGCGACACACCGAGAGCUCGUACUUCCACCAACUUUACGACAAUAAACAAAAGUAAUUUAAAAUGCCUACAGUCGAUUAGAAGGGAAUAAAGGAUUUCAAGGGAUCUUUCUUCACGGGUAUUGAAAAGGAAGACAUUUUUUAUUUGAAAAUACGGACAACAUGGGUUCGAGAGUCAUGGAUCUUACAACAGUCUGCCAUGUUGUGACCACCAUGACAGUUGUCCUUCUCGCUGUGGCGGUGACGUCAUUUGGUCUCCCCGUCAAUAAGAAUGGGGUUAUUGCCGUCGUCUCGUCACCGUGGGGGUCCAUGACGUCGCCCUCGACGUUGACCCAAGAGUUCCCCCGCGGUGAAGGCGUCGUAGAGGAGGACAACGAUGAUGAUGUCAUAACGACCGGAGACGAGGAUUUUUCCGUACAUCGUAAUGCCGUGAGGAACAGGACGAGACGGUGGCCCGGGGGCAUAGUUCCCUACGUCAUAGACAAGGCGUACCCAGAUGGUGAGUUGUGUGAAUAGACUAUCCAUGUCCUAUAGACAAGGCGUAACCAGAUGGUGAGUUGUGCGAAUAGUCUACCCAUGACCUAUAGCCAAGGCGUACCCAGAUGUUGAGUUGUGCGAAUAGUCUACCCAUGCCAUAUAGACAAAGCGUACCCCGAUGUUGACUUGUGCGAAUAGUCUACCCAUGUCCUAUAGACAAGGCGUACCCAGAUGUUGAGUUGUGCGAAUAGUAUACUCAUGUCCUAUAGACAAGGCGUACCGAGAUGGUGAGUUGUGCGAAUAGUCUACCCUUGUCCUAUAGACAAGGCGUACCCAGGUGAGGUGGUGAGUUGUGCGAAUAGUAUACCCAUGUCCUAUAAACAAGGCGUACCCAGAUGGUGAGUUGUGCGAAUAGUCAACCCAUGUCCUAUAGAAAAAGCGUACCCCGAUGGUGAGUAGUGCGAAAGUCUACCCAUGUUCUAUAGACAAGGCGUACCCAGAUGGUGAGUAGUGUGAAUAGUCUACCCAUGUCCUGUUGACAAGGCGUACCCAGUGUGUGACUUGAGUGAACAGUCUACCCAUGUCCCUUUGACAACUCGUACAUAGAUGGUGAGUUGCGUGAAUAGUCUACCCAUGUCCUGUAGACAAGGCGUAUCCAGAUGGUGAUAGUCUAACCAUGUCAUAGAGUCACUGCACUGUAAAUUUACAUAACGUUACCCAAUUCCCAAGUUCAUACGCUUCUUGUUAUUUUAUUAUAUAAACUUAACAUCUUGUAUUUGUAUCUCCCAUCACAUAGUUAUUUCAUUUGGGAUAGCGCUGAGGCAAGUGACCAGAAAGUUACUUUUAAAUUUUAAACCAUCACCUUCCUACAACUAAGAAUCACCAUAUGGUGGUAUAACAUAAAAUCGGACUGGGGGGGGGGGGAGAGAAGAGAUUAGUUGUAAAAUACAAAAGAUAAUGAUGUAUAAUAAAUAUGAUCUAAAAGCGUUUAAAUAAACUUGUGGAUUUGGUGCCAAUCUUUUCUUUAAAAAAUAAUCAAAGCUCCAUCUGAUAGCCGCCAGGGCCAGCAUAUUGGAAGCGUUGGCUGAGAUCGAGGCAGACGUGGCCAGUAACGGCUCAAAGUGCAUUCAGUUCGUGAACAGAACCACAGAGGCAAACUACCUGGAGAUCAGCCUUGGGGUCGGUUGCCACUCUUAUAUUGGAUUCACCGAGAGGUAAGUCCCGCAUUAGCCUUGUGGACGGGUGCCACUCGUAUAUUGGAUUCACCGAGAGGUAAGUCCCGCAUUAGCCUUGUGGACGGGUGCCACUCGUAUAUUGGAUUCACCGAGAGGUAAGUCCCGCAUUAGCCUUGUGGACGGGUGCCACUCGUAUAUUGGAUUCACCGAGAGGUAAGUCCCGCAUUAGCCUUGUGGACGGGUGCCACUCGUAUAUUGGAUUCACCGAGAGGUAAGUCCCGCAUUAGCCUUGUGGACGGGUGCCACUCGUAUAUUGGAUUCACCGAGAGGUAAGUCCCGCAUUAGCCUUGUGGACGGGUGCCACUCGUAUAUUGGAUUCACCGAGAGGUAAGUCCCGCAUUAGCCUUGUGGACGGGUGCCACUCGUAUAUUGGAUUCACCGAGAGGUAAGUCCCGCAUUAGCCUUGUGGACGGGUGCCACUCGUAUAUUGGAUUCACCGAGAGGUAAGUCCCGCAUUAGCCUUGUGGACGGGUGCCACUCGUAUAUUGGAUUCACCGAGAGGUAAGUCCCGCAUUAGCCUUGUGGACGGGUGCCACUCGUAUAUUGGAUUCACCGAGAGGUAAGUCCCGCAUUAGCCUUGUGGACGGGUGCCACUCGUAUAUUGGAUUCACCGAGAGCUAAGUCCGGCGCAGUUAACAGUUUCUGAAUGCAUACAUCGGCAAUCGAAUGGCUACAUUUCUUGUAAUCAACAACACAAAUAAUUGCACCAGUAAUCGAAUGGUUAGAGUUUCAGUAAUCGCCAAGUUCACUAGCCUCUAACUUUGCAACAUGCCAAAGACUCGUUAGCUCCAAUUGUUAACCAUCGAACAAAUGUCAGCGUCCAAUUUCCACAAAUCGUGCUGCUCGCGCCUCUCACAUCUCCACGUCAACCGAGUAUAGAUUGACGAACAAACGCCACCAAAUAAACGGAACCAGUCCACCAACUGUUCCACACGGCAGCUGUCUCCACAACAAGCUAGUUGUUAGCCGAGGUUACAGACUAAUCAUGGGUCUUAUUUCUUCAAUUGGCUGCUGACACUAACGUAGAGUAGGUCAUCGCAGAGACCGUGAAUAUUUGAAUUACCAAAUAGUAAGAACGAAUAAAUCUGAUGGGUAAAAAAAUUACACAAGUCAUCUUAUACAGUGCUGCCCAUAAAGAUAGUAAUGUGUUUACUAUAGUAUGUGUAUGGACUCAGUAAAAUUCUUAUUCUUUUUCUAACAUUUUCUCUUCAGGAACCCUUCUCCGAAGUAGAUUUUACAUUUCCAUCUAUCAAAGACGAGUUUAAACGCACUAAAACGUAGAACAUACUUUAAAAUGUAUUAAAAUGAAUUGCGCAUUAAAGAUAAUCUUUUUUUAAAAGUAGUAAAAAAAAAUAUUUGCUACUUUUUAAGCCUUUAAUCUGUAUAUUAACUACAAAAGAAGUAUUUUCAUUUUGUUUUAAACCCUCAAAAUCCCACAUCUCUCAUAUGAGAGCCCCUACCCACUCUUUAAUGCCGUUCACUGAACGAAGCAGACGCGAUAUUGACACAACGCAGAUGCGGGUAGACGAUCAACAGCGUGAAAAAGUCACCAAAAAAACGAUGGACAAACAAGAUGUUGUGAUGUUUACAGUGAACAAUUGGGUAUCAUCAAGGUCUGAGUCCAUCAUUAUAAUUAUACUCUAGCGAAGGACAGUUUCAGCGAGACAAGAGCAGACAAAAAAAAAUAGACGUGCUGAUAGAAAGAAAUGGCAACUCCAUUAGAAAAUAAACGGAUAAAAAGGAAUUAUGCAUAAAAUGUUUAAUGAUAAAAAAUCCUGAUGAUUUACUGCUUUUGUUUUCUCCACCCAGUGAUAACGGAGCAGUUGUAUCCACCCUAGGUCCAGGAUGUGAAAAAAAGGGCAUAGUCAUGCACGAGAUUCUACACAUACUGGGCUUCUUCCACGAACAAAAUCGACUGGACCGUGACCUUUACGUGGACAUCAACGAGACCAACAUUGCCAAAGCACGCGACUUCGACAUUCGGAACGAGACAGAAAUUGAUGAUUUAGGUAAGUGGCCGCCUGAACCUGAUACAAAAAGGCAUGCUGGGGCCCCUGAACAUGUUAGAGUAGAUAUGAUUGGCACAUCGCACUAAUAGGGUAGACAAGAUUGGGCUCCUGAACAUGAUAGAGUAGAUAUGAUUGGCACAUCGCACUAAUAGGGUAGACAAGAUUGGGCUCCUAAACCAGGUAGUGUUUUCAUGCAGAUAAAACACUGGAGCGUCUGAACCUUAUGUUGUUGGUUUCCAGGCAAAAAAAAUAAAAAAAUUACAAAAACAAAUCUGGUUCCACCUGAUAAGAACUGCCAAGACUGCUAUCAAGCUCUUGUUCCACACCUACAGAAACACGUUACCGCUCUAUGAGUUACACAUGUAUUGUAUGAGUUACACAUGUAUUGUAUGAGUUACACAUGUAUUGUAUGAGUUACACAUGUAUUGUAUGAGUUACACAUGUAUUGUAUGAGUUACACAUGUAUUGUAUGAGUUACACAUGUAUUGUCAUUGACUGCACAAUUCCUUCGCUUGGUGCGGGCUUUUUGUUUUAUCGACUUACGUUAUACUUGUGGGUAUACCACUUUAAACAAAACAACAGUAGAAAGCAAAGUCACGCCAUAAAGUUACAUUUUGAAUUUCAAUUGAUUACGUCAGAAGAACUUUAAAAAACCAACAUAUUAGUAUGCGUGGCUCAGUUCAAUCCAUAUGUUAGCUUACCUCCUUACUAGUUUUCACGCAGCAAUAAGAAAGAAAAAAAACCCCUCGUGUUGUGUUACAACGCAUUCUUUCUGAGCAAGAAGACUCUCCCAAACCAAACACGACAACAAGACACUAACAAGACUCUUAUUGUUAUUCCCCAAACCCAGGGGUGCCAUACGAUUUGGACUCCAUAAUGCACUAUGGAGCUUACCACUUUGCCCAAGAUUAUGGCUAUCCGGUGAUGUCACCCAAACCAGAAUACGCCCCUGGACAGAGGCUGGGCCAACGCGUGGCUCUCACCGCUCGUGACGUUCUUAAAAUCCAAAGACUCUACGGGUGUCCAGAAGACACCACACACGUCCGCUCGGACCUCGACGACAAACUGAUCAUGUUUUGCGACUUUGCCUUUGGGACCUGCAAUUUCACGCACACGAACCCAAACGAUGCCGCGGACAGCGCUGAACGUACUUCCAAUACAGGCCACGAUGCAUUAGCGGCCAAAGAUCUUAAAUGGACGGUAAAGCUUGGCCCCGUUGACAACGGCCCCUGGUCGGGUUAUUCCAACGGAAUCGACCCGUUUUUGUUUGCCGCGAAGGGCGAGGACGAUGGUCAGACAGUCGCUGUAACGUCCAUCACGACACCCGCACUGAACACGCAGGAAGCCGGCGGAAUCUGCAUCUCUUUACAGCUCUACCAACAAGGUCCGUCCAGCUUCUAUUCCCUUUACAUCCUGGGUCCGUCCAUACCCAGACAGCCACUGCGCAUCUACCAGGGUAUAAGCCGUUACGGUUGGCUGAAAGACGAGGUCAAGGUCAGCCUGGUUCCGAACUUGGACUUUCAAAUUGAGUUCGUCGCCACCUUGCACGAAGGAUCCGUGUCUAUCGACGAUUUCUUUGUGUUCAAGCACGAGUGUCUCAACGUGAGUUAGACAUAACGCUUCUUGUAAAGACAGCCUUGGGUUUAACGGUUGCGUGUGUGGGGGAGGGGCGGAGGUGUAUCGGCAAGACCACAGCUCCUCUACACUCGGAACUUUCAUGCUGAGAUAAAGGCGUCCAACAUCACUACACGCCCACCAUCAUAAACAAAGCCAGGGACCACACAACACUCCAGUAUGGGCCACUAAAAAAUAAAUAACGCAGGCCUCCAACAGUUACAGUGGAUGAUGCGCAUCCUCGAUAGAGCAAUCUCCACCGAGACGCCGUCACGGUGACUUGUGACAGACAUGAUGACGUUUUGACUUUCCAAAGUGGUUUUUUUUUUUCUCCAGAAAAUCAAGUGCUGUAACAAUAAAAAGUUAAGACUAAGAUUGUAACUACAAAAGUUAAACCAAAUGUUGUAACAAUAAAAGCUUAAACUAAGAGUAUCUCCCCCCACAAAUAAAUAAAAAUAUAUCUAUGUAUAUAUAUUGUUUUUUGUUACCACAAAAAACAUUCAUAUUUCCAG